Molecule: messenger RNA, 4364 nt
Organism: Ictalurus punctatus (channel catfish)
Lineage: Eukaryota; Metazoa; Chordata; Actinopteri; Siluriformes; Ictaluridae
Exons: 9
Coding region: 228-1235 (335 amino acids)
Molecular function (GO): catalytic activity
Source: RefSeq, a predicted model, not a curated record
AAAUAUAACUGACACCACUUUAGAUAAAACAAUCGUAACGUUGCGCUGUCGCAAAUUUGAUCUGUAUUUUGUUUUUUUUUUUUGUUUUUUUUUUUACAAAACAUCCGCGACUAGCUUGUAGCCCGUAGCCCGCUAGCAUCACCUACCGCUAGCCUUGUUUACGUUUCACAUUUCUCACUUACCGCUGUUCUGUUUUUUUUAAAAAAAAAAAAAAAAAAAAAAAAAAUAUGUCUGCUGUCUCUCCGGUUUUGAGUGCAGAUGAGGACUCGCUUGAGCUUCACAUGGUGCGGCUGGAACUGGAGGAUGUGGAGAAGCAGAUCCGCGGCCUACUCGACAAGCAGGCCCAGCUGCUGGAGCGACAAACUGCGCUGGAAACAUCUUGUGCCUCUGCCCACAUAUCCAAGGUAAGCACACAGCGUGGUAUUUCCACUCCCAGCCCCUCUACGCCGUGUGUUUCUCUGUGCAGGGACCGUGCACCUAGGACUUUCCCAGCCGUGGUCUCCGUCACGCCGGCGCCAACACACCUCGGGCCUUGGGUGAACCAGCGGCGAAAGGCGUGGGCUGGACCCUUUCCACCUCCGGUGUUCGAGUUUCCAACCAGGAACCGCUUCGCCCCUCUCCACCAGACCAGACCCAACGCUGUGAUCGUCGGGGACUCCAUUGUGCGGAACGUCCGUGUAGCCUCAUCUAAAGGUAAGGUGCGCACACACUGUUUUUCUGGUGCUUGUGUCCUUGAUGUCGCUGCGCAGGUAUCCGGGAUCCUGAAGAAGGACGAGCGCAUUGGAGCGGUUGUGCUGCACGCGGGGACGAACGACACCAGGCUGCGGCAGACGGAGGUUCUGAAGAGGGACUUCUCCAGCCUGAUCGAGACGGUACGAGGCAGAUCACCCACCGCGAAGAUCAUCGUCUCUGGACCUCUUCCCACAUACAGACGUGGAGCAGAAAACGUCCUAGGUUGUUUCGUCCUGAUGGCCUGCACCCCAGCAGCCUUGGAGCGGAACUGCUUUCAGACAACAUUUCCAAGGCGCUACACUCCAAGUGACUGCCUACCCGAUGAAGAAUCCAUUAAGGUGUACGUCCGCGUGCGACCUUUGACCCAAGGCUGGCUGAGGACAGACGGAGACCUCGGAACACACGCUGCUUCUGAACUCCAAACCCAAGCCGCGAAACUUCACCUACGAUCACGUGGCGGACAUGGACGCGACUCAGGAAUACAUGUUCUCCUUACUCGCUAAAAACAUUGUGGAGUCGUGCACGCAUGGUUACAAUGGCACGAUAUUCGCAUAUGGACAGACGGGUUCAGGGAAGACCUUUACCAUGCUGGGGCCGAAUGAGCUGACGGAUUUCUCUGAUCAGCUGCGUGGUGUUAUUCCUCGUAGCAUUGAGCAUUUGUAAUCCCUUAUGAGCAGCGUGGGGCGGAGUCUGCAGUAGCAAAGAGCUUCUGUGUAAAUGCUCCUUCAUCGAGAUCUACGAAGAGAAGCUCUUUGACCUCCUGGGCAGCGCCUCAGUGAGUCUGGUCCUCAGAGAGGACAUUGAGAAAGGAGUGUUUGUGGAAGGAGCGGUGGAGAAAUACGCGGCUUCAGCCAUAGAUGCCUACCAGAUUACGCUCUGCACGCUGAGAGAGGCGGCUCUGGACGCUCUGCGCACUGAGAGAGAGGCGGCUCUGGACGCUCUGCGCGCUGAGAGAGAGGCGGCUCUGGACGCUCUGUGCGCUGUGAGAGAGGCGGCUCUGGACGCUCUGCGCGCUGAGAGAGAGGCGGCUCUGGACGCUCUGCGCGCUGAGAGAGAGGCGGCUCUGCGUGCUGAGAUCAAUAGGCUCAGGCUGGUGUUGGCUCGAAUUUAGCCUAUUACCCAAAAACAUUUAAAACUCAACUUAGAAGCCAAUACUCACAUCUACCUCUGAGCCCAGUUGGAGAUAGAAAAAACACACCAGCCGUGAGUGAGAAGAAGCAAGGGUCCAGCUUUAUUGUUCCAUUCCACCACACGAGAUCCACACCGAUGAGAAUUCUCAAAAGUGAUCCCCAUACCCUGAGCUUAAGCUCCAGUAUUUAUACUGUAUUUACACACUAGAUAACCCAUAGGUUUCCAGAAAAGGCCUAUUUCACUUACCCAUAGAAUUGAAACCAGGGGUUUUACUUUACACAUAAAAUCAGAACCCAGGCAUUUCCAACAACCCAGGAAACAAAAACCCAGGGUUUCUAGUUACCUAGGUUGUCAAAAACCAAGAUUCCCAUUUACCUAGGUUGUCAAAAACCAGGAUUCUCUUUUACCUAGGUUUUCAAAAACCAGGAUUCUCUUUUACCUAGGUUUUCAAAAACCAGGAUUCUCAUUUCCCUAGGUUAAAAAAAUGACGUAAGCAAGACGACUAAACAACCGGGAGGGACCUUGGUCUUAUCGUUAUCUCGAGGGGGGGGGCAGCCACCCUUAUAACUGGCUUUCUUCAUGGUUCUCUAAAAAUUAAGGCUUUCCUUGCGAGACGAGAAUCUUCACCAUCUGAAUCAUGAACGCUGGUGUUGCUGCUGUCACUGCUCAUUGACCCCUGUCUGUCGCUGCUGUCGCUGCUCAUUGACCCCCGUCGCAUGGUCUCAAUCACCACCCCCCGUUGAGGCGGUAACGCCUCACCCUUAACAACAUACUGGCCAGAAAAGGAGGCUGAGGACAUCACCAUCCGCCGUGCGCAGGGGAUCACACAGCAGGCCACCAGAGCCAUAAGGAGAAGGAGGACGAACAGGGACGCUCCCAAGCGGGUCAGGGUAGCAGUCCAAUCUCCAGAAAGGAACCAGGAGAGCCACGGCGGGAGGCGGAGACUAGACCCAAAGCCGGAGUUAGCCGCUUGCUCCGUCUGGAGGGCUUGUAGUUGGCCCAGGACCUUGGAGAGGGCUCCCUCAGAACCAGUGUGCAAAGGGAUUGCAGCACAGCACUCGGGACCAAUCAUUGUACAGACACCUUCCUCCGGGGCCCGCAUCUGGUCCAGGACAAAACGGUUCUGAGCAGCCAUGAGGGAAGUGGCAUGGAGCUGAUCACGGACCAGUCCGAGAGCACUCAGCGAGUAGUUAAUGAAGCGUUGCUCGUUGUACCACAUGUAAUUAAUCCAUGCCACGUUGCAGUUGAUCUGCACGGCCGGGAGCAAAAUAGACGCUACACCACUGCCAACGGCCUCCAUGGCUCUGUAGCGAGCAGGAACGCCAACGGGGGUACCCCCAAAGUCAAGAUGGACGGUCUCAUCAGCAGCCCAGUCAGAAUAGUUCGCUGCAUCAGCGUCACGGACAUACUGAGUCCAUUGGGCCACGUCGCGGCGUGAACGGGACCGGCCGGAUGACGGUCGGUCAGCCACCAACAAAACACGGGUCUUACCAUCCAACCUAACCGGGGCGCAGCAUCCCUGCCACUCCGCAGGCAAGGUCUGGCGUACACGUUGGCCCCCGCAAAACCAGAACACAUCCGCAAGGGGAACAGUACCACCACUAAGAUCAGGUAGGGGAAUUACCACGUUGGGGGUGCAUGGGGGUGAAUCACAAACAGAGGGGGUUUCAAUUUGCAAAUCAUUAGCGAACAGGGAGACAUUACAUCGGGCAGACAUAUUUCCCACAGGAUAUACGCCAACAGAGGAGUAGAGGCAGAUGGGAAAGAACGAGGGCAGAGAUGGUUGGACGCGGACAAAAGUCGACACUUGAGUGGUUACAGGGUGAAACAGGCAUGAGGAGCUUGCAUUGUGCAUCCACGAUGGGCCAAAAUCAGCCGAAAGGGCCCCAAGGAGGCACACGGUAGGACACAAAAAAUCAACAGAAUAGGGGUUGGUGAGACAUUCUGUGAGGUUCCCCAUAGGCAGCAUAAAAUGGGGGGUGAGGCUACGAUCAUGACAUACGAGACACGAGCGAUCCGUCACAGAUCGAGCAGUGUGGACCAUCCAUGCCAUAUACAUGUUACUCUGCUCCUCCGUGAGCGAAGUGUUAGCGGUAGAGAUUGAAUAAUAUUGUAAUUUCAUUAAUUUAUGUGCGAUCGGAGUUGACAUCGGGGCAAUGAGGAGGGGGUGGAGAGCCCGGGAUGCGAAGGGUGACCCUGUACUAUCAUGGUAAGAACAUGCCGUAGCCGAGCAAAGGAACGGUAGCCACAGGGGGCCAAUCGUGGGCAGCUCGAAGGAGCACCUACUCGUCCGUGCCCUACCAGUAAUUCUAAGAUGUCCUACGCGAAUCUCCACAGACCGAGCUGGGGAGAAAGUGAAUGAGGCCAAAUAGGGACUUCUCCCAAUCAGGGACUCUUCAUGGGCGAGUCUAAGGAGAGCUAACGCGCACAUCGAGCUACGGGAACCUAUAGUGGAGCCAGGGGCCGUCCAGGAUCGAACACGCCUAAUACGAGGAUAGAGG